GCUCUUUUGCCUGUCCUUCAAGGCAUACAAAAUGUGUUAUUCAAUAUAUUUCCUAAAUAGCAUAAGUCACACGCGUAUAUUAAUCGGUAUCGAGUCCACUGAGUCACGUUGCAGUUACGCCAUGCAGGGAGCAUCACCUGCAUCAAUUCGCUAAUAGAUAGCGCGGUCGGGCUCCGCGCCUUGUCCCAUAUUCCUUGCGCACCCAGUACAAAUAUGUUCACCGCACUGCCCGCGUGUUUCCUCUUCAUUGUGGCCAGCGUCCACGGUUUCUGUGGCGACAACAUACGAUGGGCUCACCACUUCAACAUAGAAGAUGUUUACGGCAUGUGGUACGGAGUGGGGUACGCCCAGCACAGCCCAGACAUGACGAACAAGCCUAACGAAAUUGGCUGCGUCACUCUUCACAUCACUGACGUCACCACCGAACCUCAAGAUGAUUGGCUUGAUUGGUCUAUACUAAAACAUAAUUAUUCUGACGAAAAAUGGCGUUCGUAUAAGAGUAACCCGUGGUCGAGUGACGCCAUGUCGGGGUCCUGGUUGGAUAUUCGCGUGAAGAGGGACAUAUACAAGGAGAGACGCCUGCGGGUGGUUUGGGAUGAGGAUGGGCAGUCCGUGGAGCAGGUCUACCUGUACAGCACGGACGCGCCCGGCUUGUGGACGGCAGAUCAACUGCGGCCUCUGGAGAGAGAAAUGAUGGCCAGAGGAAUAGAGAUGUGGAACCCCGACGAGCCACCCAGGCAUCCUCAGGUGAUACGAAUAUUAAAAGUGACGCCUCACGUUAUGAUAAUCAAUCACUGUUCCGAUGUCAGUGGGGGCGUGUUCUCCCUGAUCCUUCGAAGGUCACCUUCCAGGGUAGACCGAUGGCAGUGGUUUGAGUAUAAGAGACAGUUCUACAACUUCGAAUUACCAAAUGUUUUACGGUACUCCGCUGUAUGUGCUGGCUGUGUUGAAACGAGCUCCUUGUUCAUUGUUUUGAUUUAUACUGAAAUACAAGUAACCUUGACGAACGAGGAAGGAGACAGUAAUGUAAUAUCUACAUGCACCUGCUUGUCUAGGUUUUUAUUUCAUAGCCGUAGUCCUGGAGGAAUAGGCACGGAAGUACGACUUAGAAAGUGCAUCACACAUUGUACACACAACCUUACUACCACGCAACGACACACGCCGAACUCCGAGAACCAAGUAGAAAUGUACCGAAACGUGGUCGUUUUAAUUGUUUUGUGGACCACAGCUGAGAGUGCCAACUAUCAGCGAUAUGCUGAACCUGGUGACGCACGAUACGCAACCCCUUCGAGCUAUUCUUCGACAGUGAGCCCAUACAACCAAUACCCCUACAAAUCUGGUAGCUAUGGGAGCGAUAUAGCCAAUUUUCCAGAAGUGACCAGGUACCCCAAUUACGCUUCUGGAGUAUCGACCACCAAAUACAACUCCUACACUACGCUGAAAUCGAAUCUGUUUUACCCUCCGGGCGGCUACAGUACUCCGACUUAUGGAGAUACGUACGGAAGAACUUAUGGGCAGGAGUAUGGCCAGGGGUAUGGACAGGGCUACGGGACUGGUUACAGCUCUUAUGAGGUUCCUUUCAUGAAGAACAUAAGGGACUACUGCGUGAACAGGGCACCGCAGCAAGGGAUCUGGGUGGAAAACUUGAUGGGCAUGUGGUAUGGUGUGGAGUUCGUGCAACAUCUGGCUGGUGACUCCAGGGUCGACUACGCGCGGACCUGCAUCGUGAUACACAUUUCGGAGCCCAUUGACCAGCUUAAGUUAGAAAUGGAGUUAUUUUAUCGAGUUCUACCUUGGAUGUUUCUGUUUACAUCCAUAGCUGCUGAAUAUAUUGUGUACGACUUUGGCCCUUACACAAACCAUACAGUAAACUACACCAGUAAAAUAGACAAUGAGACGACGACUGUGAUUUGUGCGCGAGAACACACGUACGACGGACUGGACAUUAGGAAAGUUCUGGGCAAGUGGAACGCGAAGGAGUUGUACUUACACCUCAGCAAGGAAGGUGUCAAUGAGUACAACAGCUGCCCACAAGUCACUAUCUGGAAAGAAGAACAGUUCCCUACCACCACGUUUGGGCCUUCAACGGAGAACCAGUUGUUCCACGUGCAGCACAUUAACGCGAAGUUCCGUCACGAGUACAGGCACCUGAGGCUGCUAUGGGACGAGGCUGGCCAGACCAUCGAGUACUCGCUAUACUUCAAGAACGACUCCGCUGGCUACUGGCAGGUGUUCAACGGACAGAACGGAACAUUGACGGCGCGGCCCACGUAUCAACAGUUUAGUGGCACAAUACAAGUGCUAAAAGCAGUCAACGACCAUCUCCUAUUAAACUUCUGUCAAGAUCAAGUUAAUGGCAAGUCAGCACAGCUGUACUCCGUGCUGUUCUCUCGCGAGCCUGGCUUCAUGGAGCGCUGGGAGCUGGACUCCGUUCAUGCAUUACUACAGAACAAGAAACUCUCCGUAGCCUCUAGAAGACUAGUCUGCGUUGGCACGUAUGGUAAAACAACUGAGAAACCUAAAUCUAAGCCACAUCACGCCAAUAGAAACUGCACGGGGGUUCAUGUGCAUGGAAAACUGUACAAGAGACACAUUAUUAUGAAUGGAAUCAACCGUCCAUACCAGCUGGCCAUAUACAACCACGGACAUCAAAUAUUCUUCAGCUUUAAUCAAGGAGAUGACACCCAGGACACGUUCGGGAUGGCUUACGUGAAGAUAAACGACACGAUGCCUACUGAAAUAAAAGAAGUAACAAACGGUUUCGCCGUCGUCGUCGACGAACAUAACAAAACAGCGUAUUUCGGAGGCAGUGAAGGCAUCUACGCUGAUAAUCUCGAGACACCCGGGAACUUGAAGCACAUUGUCAAGAAUCAUGACAUUUGGGAUCUACAAUACUAUGAUCACCACUUGUACUUCAUACAGUACCCGUCACAACACCUGCACAAAUACGAUUUCAAGACGAAAAAUGUCUCACUUCACCAACAUAUUCACGAAAAAAUAUUCCAAUUCGCGAUUGAUGGAGAGGGUGACACAUUCAUAACGACCAAGAAUGGCUUGUUUGAGAUAAAGAAGGGGAAAACUGACCGCAUCCCAUACCAAGGACCGAAAGAGUUCCGGGCUAUUGAAGUAAACCACAAAGGCGUCGCACACUUCUGCGCUAAAAGUUCCAUCUACGUAGCGCACAAGGAGAACCACACGUUGACCGAAAUAGCUACCAUCAAGAAUAUAUUCGGGUUAACUUUUGAUAGUUCAGACAAUAUGAUUUAUUCAAACCCCCAUCAAAUUGUGAAACUCUUACCUCAUGAUUGUAAGUAA
Molecule: messenger RNA, 3315 nt
Organism: Spodoptera littoralis (African cotton leafworm)
Lineage: Eukaryota; Metazoa; Arthropoda; Insecta; Lepidoptera; Noctuidae
Source: the annotation of a GenBank genome assembly